GCACCGUGUACUGUUAUGUUUUUUAUUGUUAACGAUCGGUAAAGACAGUAGGAAAGAGACGUAUUUAACUAUUUAACGAUUAAGGAUUUUUCGUGGUCGAAUGAUAAAGUAAAGACGUACAUACGUGUGCAGCCUGUCGUUUCUAUAGUACAUACACAUAAGAGGAGCGCUAUCGUCGCGUAAUGUAACAGUUGCACAUAAUAUAACAGUGAGAAGAAGCCGCGCUAAGGGACGCGUAGCGUCACAUGACAUUGUUGGUGUUAUUUCGGAGGAAACGUUUUUGGUCGUGAAUUACUCGUUUCAUAGAUUUUCAAUACGUGGUUGGCAAGGUUAAGGAAAUUAAUUUGGUUCUGUAUAUAAACGUGUCAACGACAGAAUGUCUGAAAAUAUCGAGGAAAUGAUCGAAGAAGAAAAUUCCGUUACAAUGUUGGAUGUCCUUCGAGAAGAGAAUCAAUUAGAGGAAGACGCGUAUGCGGUGCUAGGCGCGUCCGAUGACAAAAAUUGCACUUAUAACAAGGGGUAUACACGGCAAGCCCUUUACGCGUGUAAAACUUGUUGCCAAAAAUCAGUUCGGGCAGCAGUUUGCCUUGCUUGCAGUUUUCAUUGCCACGAAGGUCACGAACUGAUUGAAUUAUAUACCAAAAGGCAUUUUAGAUGCGAUUGUGGUAAUCCAAAGUUUGGAGAGAAAAAGUGUAACUUGGACCCUUCUAAGGAUUCGAUAAACGUGGAAAAUCAGUAUAAUCAUAAUUUCGACGGUCUUUACUGCACUUGCAAGAGACCGUAUCCGGAUCCAGAGGAUACUGUAAACGACGAAAUGUUGCAGUGUGUAAUCUGCGAGGACUGGUAUCAUUCCAAGCACUUGGAAUGCGAAAAGGAAAUGCCAGCGGAUGGAGCAUACAACGAGAUGAUUUGUGCCGGAUGUAUGAGAAAGAAUGAUUUCCUUUGGAAUUAUGCAAACAAAUACACGGCUUUUGCAGCAGGGAGCGAAGUUUCUUCCGGGGAUAAAGAAGGUGAAACGAUCGAUGUUGAAAAUCAGUCGAAGGAGGAAUGUACAAUGCCACAUAAGAAUGCUACUAAAAAGAUUUCAUCGCGAGGAAGUUGUUUCUGGACGGAAGGAUGGAGAGCCGCGCUAUGUACUUGCGAAUCUUGCAAAGAGGUUUAUCGAGAGAAAAAUAUCACAUUCCUUCUUGAUCCAACGGACAGUGUACAUGCUUAUGAGGAAGCGGGCAAAACGAACAGUCGAGAAUCGCAAUACGAGAAGGGUAUGAAAGCCCUUGCAUCGUUGGGUCGCGUGGAACAGUUGACCGCAAUCGAAGAAUACAAUAACAUGAAGGAGCGGUUAAAACAGUACUUGCAAAAAUUUGCUGAAAAUAAAAAAGUUGUACGAGAAGAAGAUAUAAAGGAAUUCUUCUCGGAAAUGGAAUCGAAGAAGCGGCCAAAAGUUGUGAUACCUACAUAUUGUCGUUGAGAGAAGG
Habropoda laboriosa is the source of this 1475-nucleotide messenger RNA. Its product is annotated as putative E3 ubiquitin-protein ligase UBR7. Gene Ontology annotation, cellular component: cytoplasm. NCBI's taxonomy places the organism in Eukaryota, Metazoa, Arthropoda, Insecta, Hymenoptera, Apidae. Gene Ontology annotation, molecular function: ubiquitin protein ligase activity; zinc ion binding. The coding region runs from base 377 to 1468 and encodes 363 amino acids. The transcript is spliced from 8 exons. The record is from RefSeq and is a predicted model, not a curated record.